AUGGCUACUGUGGAAAAACUCCAAGAGGAAGCUUCUUGUUCCAUCUGUUUGGAGUAUUUCCAAGACCCGGUGUCUAUACACUGCGGGCACAACUUCUGCCGAGCCUGCAUCACUCAGUGCUGGGGCGAAUUGGCCACAAACUUCUCCUGCCCGCAGUGCAGACAGACCGCCCAGCAGAGAAACUUCAGGCUCAACAGGGAGCUGGCAAACAUGGUGGAGCUAGUGAAACAGCUGAAGUUGCCUCCAACAAAAGAGCCAGAGGCGGAGCGAGUGUGUGAGAAACACAGGGAGCCUCUGAAACUCUUCUGUGAGGAGGAACAACAAUUAAUCUGUUUGGUCUGCAGAGAGUCCUGGGCGCAUGGAGCUCACGCUGUGGUUCCCAUAGAGGAGGCUGCCCAGAAGUACAAGGAGCAAGUCAAGGCUCGACUGCAGGCUCUGAGGGAAGAGAGAGAAAAACUCCUGGGAUUUAAACUGACUGGUGAGAGGAGGAGCUGGGAGUAUCUGGAAAAGAUCAAAAAGGAGAGGCAGAGAAUUGGGUUUGAAUUUCAGCAGCUCCGCCAGUUUCUGGAGGAACAAGAGCGCCUCCUGCUGGCCCGGCUGGAAGAGUUGGACAGGAUUAUGAAGUGGCAAAAGGAAACGGUCACCAGAUUUCCCAUGGAGAUUUCCCAUCUUAAUAGCCUGAUCAGUGAGCUGGAGGGGAAGUGCCAGCAGCCAGCGAGUGAUUUCCUGCAGGACAUCAGGAUCACCUUGAGCAGGUGCGAGAUGUUCCAGCAGCCCACAGGGAUUUCUCUUGAGCUGGAAAAGAGACUCAGUGAUUUCUCUCAAAAAACUAUUGCUUUAAAGGAGACCCUGAGGAAAUUCAAAGCGAAUGUGACUCUGGAUCCAGACACGGCUCAUCCCCAGCUUGUCCUAUCUGCGGACGGGAAAGGCGUGAGACGGGGACACGAGCAGCAGGAUCUGCCCGACAAUCCCGAGCGAUUCGAUUCCGUUCUCUCCGUGCUGGGCCGUGACGGGUUCGCCUCGGGCAGACACUACUGGGAGGUGGAGGUGGGCGUUGGGGGAAUCUGGUCGGUGGGGGUGGCCAGGGAGUCUGUAAGGAGGAAGGGACGGAUGAGCAAUUACCCUGAGCAGGAGAUCUGGGCUGUGGGUCACUGGGGUGGUCAGUACCGGGCUUACACCGCCUGUGAGACCAUUCUACCCCUGCCUACGAUCCCCAGGAGAAUCCGGGUGGCUCUGGACUAUGAAGGGGGGCGGGUGGCAUUUUUUGAUGUUGACAACAAGUUCCUGAUCUUCAUUUUCCCACCGGCCUCUUUCACUGGGGAGAGACUCUUCCCUUUCUUUUUGGCGGGAUCCCCACUCCGGCUGUGUCCCUGA
Messenger RNA from Terrapene triunguis (Three-toed box turtle), 1374 nucleotides. Its product is annotated as zinc finger protein RFP-like. The coding region runs from base 1 to 1374 and encodes 457 amino acids. The transcript is spliced from 6 exons. Gene Ontology annotation, molecular function: zinc ion binding; protein binding. The record is from RefSeq and is a predicted model, not a curated record. NCBI's taxonomy places the organism in Eukaryota, Metazoa, Chordata, Testudines, Emydidae.